Molecule: messenger RNA, 804 nt
Organism: Dryobates pubescens (Downy woodpecker)
Lineage: Eukaryota; Metazoa; Chordata; Aves; Piciformes; Picidae
Gene: CDK9
Product: cyclin dependent kinase 9
Exons: 5
Biological process (GO): protein phosphorylation
Cellular component (GO): nucleus
Molecular function (GO): cyclin-dependent protein serine/threonine kinase activity; ATP binding
Source: RefSeq, a predicted model, not a curated record
AUGCUCAUCUGCUACCUUUUCCAGGGUGGACUCCAGAGCCCCUUAUUCUCACCAGUUCUCAAAAAUUACGCCCUUUCCUCAUGCUGCGAGGAACAGGACAAGUCCCUCCUUGCUUCUCCUGGAGCCUCUCCAUACAGCCACUGCAAGAGCAGUAUCUACCUUGUGCUUGACUUCUGUGAGCAUGACCUGGCUGGCCUCCUCAGAAAUGCUCACAUCAAGUUCACACUGGCAGAGAUUAAGAAGGUCAUGCAGCUGUUAUUGAAUUGACUUCACUACAUCCACAGGAACAAGGUAAUGGUCCAGAUCUAUCUGCACUGAAACCUGAAACCUGCAAAUGUGAUGACACAGGAUGGAGUCCUGAAGCUGGCAGACUUUGGGCUGGCUUGACCUUUCAUCCAGGCUAGGAACAGCCAGACGAACCACUACACCAAGCAGGUGGUGAUGCUGUGGUAUUGGGCACCAGAGCUGCUGCUCAGGGAUCAGAACUAUGGUUCCCCCAUUGACCUCUGGAGCACAGGCUGCAUCAUGGUAGAGAUGUGGACUCACAGCCCCUUUAUGCAGGGGAUCACAGAGCAGCACCAGCUUGCCCUUAUGAGCCAGCUCUGCAGAUCCAUCACACCGGAGCCAGAUUUAACCUUGUGUCAUUGCAACGGACAAAGCAGCUGGAGUGCUGUAAAACGGCACCUCUGGCAUCCCCGACGGCAGGUUUGGGUUCAGACAUGGUUAACUUCCCUCCGGGGUGUUUGUGGCUCUGCCUGCCUCUGCGUCGUUAACGGGAGGGAGAGUCACUGCGAUUCUGCAUGA